CCGCUUCAAAAUUGAGCAGAGAGAAAACCCUAAAAUUUUACGUUCGUUUCGAUCUCUCUUCUCCGUAUCAACGAUAUCGUCGUCUUCGUUGAUCACCCACUUUCUCUGUUUCGUCUCUUUUUCUCUUACCCAUUUCAAUUUGAUCGUUUUCUCCAAAAUUACGAGCUUCAAUCACCGCGUCAAAGUUAGGCAGAUAGAAAACCCUAAAACGUUCGCUUCGAUCACUCUUCUCUGUUUCAAUGAUAUCGUCUGCUUCGUUGAUCACCCACUUCUCUGCUUCGUAUCUUUUUCUCUUACCCAUUUGAUCGUUUUCUCCGUUAAUUUGUUUCUGUCAGACCCAAAAUCAAAAGCUUCAAUUUUUGUUUCUACAAAGUACAAAAAACAAUGGGUUCAUUGAAGAGGAAAAGAGAAACCCAGAAGGAAGACGAACCAGGGCUUUUAGAGAAGAGUUUUUUACUUACUGGGUGUGGCUCGUGGGUUCGAGGGCGGAAGCUCGGCCAAGGCGGAUUUGGGUCGGUUUAUUUGGCCUCUGUGAAAAAACCCAAAUUGGGUAGCGAGGGUUUUCCAGCGAUCAUGGCGGUGAAAUCGGCAUUGAUGGUUGAAUCGCUUGAGCUGAUGAUGGAAAAGUCACUUCUUCGAACGCUUCGUAGCAGCCCUUUUGUUAUCGACUGUUAUGGAGAAGAUGUGACGGCUGGGUUUGGUCAUAAUUUGGUAUACAACGUCUUCUUGGAGUACGCUGAUGGAGGAACAGUGGGGGAUUUGAUAAAGCAAUCUGGGGGCUCUGGGCUCUGUGAAUUACAAGUGAGGAAAUAUACAGAGUCGAUUUUGAAAGGGGUUCAGUACAUUCAUGAAAUGGGUUUUGUGCACUGUGAUUUGAAGCCUGAAAACAUCUUACUUGUGACCUCUGGUUCUGGUUUUGUGCCCAAGAUUGGGGACUUGGGACUGGCAAAGAGGGCUGUGAGCAAGCGUUCUUGUAGAGGCACUCCAAUGUACUUAUCUCCUGAAACUGUGCUCGACAGAAUUCAGGAGAAGCCUUCUGAUAUUUGGGCAUUGGGCUGUGUUGUCCUGAAGAUGCUCACUGGGAGGCAUCCAUGGGAUGCAAAAGCCGGUGUGAAACUUCAUGACCUAAAGCCUCAGAUUGCUUCUGGAGUUCCUAACAUUCCUGGUGGGUCAUCAGAAGAGGCGAAAGAUUUCUUGAAGAAUUGCUUUAUGAGGAACCCUUCAGAGAGACUCACAGCAGCUAAGCUAUUGCACCACCCCUUUGUGACGAAACUUGAUGAGAUUGGACAGGUUAAAGUUGAACCAAUAAAGAAAGUUUCUUCAGUGUUAUCUUCUGAGCACUGUGUUCUUGAUUAUGGUAGUUUCAUACCACUUGGAAGUUGGAGCUCUGAAGAGGCAGAGGAGAUGGAGCAACAGAUUCUUCCUUUGGCCCUCAUGUCCCCUAGAGAUUCAACCCCUGUGAUCCCAACCACUGGGUGCCAAAAGCCAUCAGCUUUUCCUAUAAUGGGUGCAGCUUAGUUUAUAUUGUUUUGAAAGCCUUCCAUGAAUUGAUGUAAGGCUUGAUUAUGUAUAUUCUUUUCUUGGCGACUGUAUAGGUUUUAUGUUAAUAUAGAGAGCUAAUAGUUCCACUUUGAUCUCUUUUCCUAA
Prunus avium (sweet cherry) is the source of this 1647-nucleotide messenger RNA. Its product is annotated as mitogen-activated protein kinase kinase kinase 20-like. Lineage: Eukaryota; Viridiplantae; Streptophyta; Magnoliopsida; Rosales; Rosaceae. The record is from RefSeq and is a predicted model, not a curated record. Gene Ontology annotation, biological process: signal transduction; protein phosphorylation. Gene Ontology annotation, molecular function: ATP binding; protein kinase activity.